Molecule: messenger RNA, 4222 nt
Organism: Betta splendens (Siamese fighting fish)
Lineage: Eukaryota; Metazoa; Chordata; Actinopteri; Anabantiformes; Osphronemidae
Gene: mms22l
Product: MMS22-like, DNA repair protein
Exons: 26
Coding region: 169-3867 (1232 amino acids)
Biological process (GO): replication fork processing; double-strand break repair via homologous recombination
Cellular component (GO): nuclear replication fork
Source: RefSeq, a predicted model, not a curated record
UGCGCGCGAGACAUUUGCGCGUCUGCGCAAUGUGAACGCGCGGGAUAGCGCAAACACCCAAACAAUGACGGCAGCCGAGUGGUCCUCGUAGUUCUAUUCUAAUUUACGGAAUUAAAAAACCUUACAAGAAGUCGAAAUAUAAGGUGAGACUCAAGCGUUGCUGACAGCAUGGCUGAUGACUUUAGCCAGUCUCUCACGCCACCGGUUUCCCCGUUCGCAACAGACAGCCUCUGUGAACUGACUCCAGCCCGACCACCAUGCUUCUGCUGCUCUGAAACUAAGGACGAGCCCAAUGGAGCGCUCUCUCCAGACGGCUACGUUACUAGAGGCUCUUUAAAACGGCUCCUGUUGCACCUUGACCCAGCCCCCACAGACUAUGACACAGACACAGUGGAGAUUUUUGGCUUUCCUUGGGUUACAGAAACAGCCCUGGUGGAAUCCCCAAAACUUCUCUUUCGUCUUUUCAGACAAAAGAUUUACAGGUUGGAGACAUUGGUGCAGUCCAGUUCACAUGACUUUGGUCAAGCAGGCAACCUCCACUAUGAAGCAGAAGACCUCAGAAAUCAGUGUGUUUCCUUUCUGCAGUAUGUCAAAGUCUUCUUGCACAGUGUCUUUUUAUAUAUGUUCAGAUAUGUGGAACCUUCCAGCAACCUAAAUGCAGGUCUGUCCCACCCCUAUGAGGAAGUGGAAGCUCAGCUUCCCUCUUGUCUUCUGGAGGAGUUGUUUGGCAUCACUCUCCUCAUAGGAAGACUUAAAGACCUGUCUGCCAGCGUUCAAAGUGCCUUCACUAUACAGAACCAGGGAAAGAUAUUACCUCCCUCUUGGCACUUGUUACACCUUCAUCUUGACAUCCAUUGGUCAGUUUUGGAGAUUCUCUACCUUCUUGGUCACAAGCUGCAAGGCCAGGUGGUGUACGCCCACCAGUUUGUGAACCUGACAGGAGAGAACCUGACUGAUACCAGUUUGUUUGAAGAACACCUGUGCAGUCUGCUUUGUGACCUUACUGGUUUGGCCAUGGGCAAAUACAGCAAGGUGAGGCCUACAGAGGCUCUGAGCAGCCAUCAUUACCUUUGCUCCUGCACUAAAGAGCUGUGGGUGCUCCUCAUUCACCUUCUGGAAUACAGGAAUAAAACACUGCACACGCCGUCUUUUUGGAGCUAUAUGAACACAUUGCUAAGGCCUCUGGUUUCAGGAAAGCCUACACUAGAACAAUUCAGCGGCCUCCCCACUCACUGCAAAGACCCUCUGGGGUUCACGUGGUGGUUGGUCACACAUCUAGCAAUGUUUGGCCAGUACAGCCGUAACGGUACAGCCCAGAAUGGGAAACAUUUGAGUGAUAACUGGACUUUUGUGGAAGAGUUGCUCAAGUUAACGUGUAACCCCAAGGGGGGUCUAGCAGAGGAGCCUAUUAGGAUGCACAUUCACUGCUGUCUCAGUCUCUGCCUGCUCUGGGAGCCGAGCACCAGUGCAGUAUCCACACUUUGGGACUACUACAGCAGGAAUCUGAAUGCAUCAUUUACCGUGCCCUGGCUUGGGAUGUCUGGCCUGGGCACUUUGUCCAAGACACCCCUUGGUCUGUUGGGACAAGCCCGCAGCUGCUGCUCUCCCUUUCCCCUCCACUCUCCAGGACACACACAGCUCUACCGCUCAUCCAACUCCUUCCACAUCUUCCUUCGUUUGCUGGCCCUGUGCCUCGCCCAGGACAGAGCUGGCGGAGUCCCACAGAGACAGAUCAAAGGAAGGAUUUACUCUAAGUUCUCAUCAAAGAAGAUGCAGGAGUUGUCGGAAGCAGGCCUCAUGAACUUUCUGCUGCUGUUUCUGGUGGUAGCUCAGCAGGUAGACCUGGAGGAUGUCGCCAGCAGAGCCUGUGAGCUCCUAGGCUUUCUUCCCAACAACUGUCCUAUAGGGCACCGCACCCUAGUCUGGAGGGGACAGUUGUCCCUACUGUUGCUGUUUCAGGAGAGGGGUCUGGAUGUCGGUGCCCAGGCUAGCUGGCUGGCUUCCUCCUUUAAUCAGAUGGCCAAAGAAUUCUACAAUAAGAACACAGAAGUCUCUCGCAGACUCGCCCUCUGGGGGCCGCUUGGCUCCUAUCUAGAGGGUGUCGCCGAGGUGUUUGAGACCAGCUCCAAUCUCAGCUUGUCAGAGGAAAAGCUGCUAAACGACGGCUUCGAUUGGCUGCUGCCUGCCUGCCGGCAGUCAGAGCUGAGUUCUGCUCUGGGCUUUCUGCAGACAGUCCUCGCCCAGCUCAGACGGGUUCAUCAGCGCAGCGGCCAGUCAGCACCCACGCUGACCUGUGCUCCUGCUGCUACCAGUGCGGUGAAAGAGCGCCACCUGGCGGUAGCGACGGCGCUGUGGGUCCACUUCUUACCCUUCCUGCGCAGCCUACGCCUCUCACAGACCCCUCUGCCACAGGUGGCAGAUGCUGCUGCAGGAUUCACCCUGCUGGCUUUUGAUCUGCCUGGCUCUGCCCCGCAGGACCUUCAGCCUAACCCAGUCCAGUCCAUAAUGCAGUGCUUUGGCUGGGAUGACAUGCUGCAUCCAAUCCUGGUGACUCGCUACCUUCCUCAUCUUCUUCAAAACAGUGAACUUGUGUCCUCACUAAGCACAGGUUCGGCACAGAGUCUGUCUGUGAGGGCAUGGUUCAGAUGUGUUCUACAGCAGCACCUUCACAAGAACGCUGAUGGCUCUGACAGCCGAACAGCACGUGCUGUGCAGGAGCAGUUGUGUGAACUGACGCGUCUCGUGCUAAGGCUUCCUGAAGUGGACAGUCUUUUGCAGAGAGCCAGUCUCCCGCCUCCGACCACCAGACUUGAGACCACUUCAGCUCUGGAGAUGUUUGUCAAGGCUGUUGGUGUCGUAUACAGCGGACUUCAAGUUGUGUCUGAGCGCUCUGCUAUGGUGACCAAAGCCCUUGAUUACAUUGAAGACAUUCUGAAGCACAUUAAACCAUGUCUGGUCAGCAAGAACAAAGAGGGACUGCAGCUGGUGUACUGGGCUGUUGGCUGCAUAGUGAAACACUGGAGCCCCCUGCUGGCCACAUCCAAAGCCCAGCAGCUUCUGUUCCGCAUCGUUGAUGUGCUGCUGCUUCCUCACAACCUCACCCAGCAGGACAAAGCUCUCAGGGACAGUCUGCCACUCUACCUACAGGGACUGUCUGUGGCUUCCAAUGUGUCGCAGUCUCAGGGAGCCUAUCUGAAGCAGCAGCUCCGCUCUGUCACCCGUAGGUAUCUAGACCAUUUCCUUCCUGCCUCACCUUCCGCAGCCAUAAUUGCCAACCACCCGGUACUUCUCGGUGCCUGUGAGGCUCACCCGUCCACCCGGGGCCGAGCGCUGAGAAGGACCGUUCUGGAGGUACUUUGUGACAGCUUCCUGCAGUUCAAGGGUCAUGCCCCGCCACCUCGCUUAGCUUCAGUCCUGCUGUUCCUGCUGGAGCUUCUGAGACGAAGCAGUGACUCAGACCCAGCCCUUCUCACUUUUGCCCUCACGCCUCUGCUACGUUGCUUGAUGCUGGUCAACGAGCCGCAGGUGAAGAAGACAAGCACAGAUGCUUUACAGCUUGUAGUGGAGAGAUGUGCUGCAGUAUCUACAGAAGGACCAUGUGACCAGAUGAUCACUGUCUUACGGUCCUUUGUGGAGGAGAAUGAAGGAGUCUAUGACAGACAAGUAUUCUGCAUUCUGGAGACGGUAGCUGUUUUAGAUCCCUCUGUGGUUCAAGCUCUUAUUCCCAACCUGACUCUCAGUCUGAGAAACACCGAACACAAGAGAGGACUAGGCAAGAACAUUGCCUUGAGGAGUGCUUACAGGAGGUUGCUGUGCCUCCUUGGGGAGAGUGGGCAGGCUGAAAUAACUAGUCUGGAAGCUGACUGAAAAGUCUUUUAAAAGAAGGAUCCAUGUCCAAGACCUGGCAUCAGCUCCAAGAAUCUCUUAUUAGUCAUCCAUCUUUUUUUGGCCAUUCUCAAUUUGGUCAUCAGAAAGAGGAUUUGAUAGGGACACAAGGGAUUGUACAAAACAUGCUGUUGUUGAGAAUUAUUAUGUGAUAAUGCUAAAUAUUAACAUGCUGGGAAAAUGUUGGGUCACGCAAUCAUGGUCUAUUAGCCUAAUGCCGCUAGCUUGUAUAUAAAGAAUGUUUUGUAAAGAAGGCACAGCUUUGUAAUUUGGCUCAUUAAUAACUAAUGAGAUAAAAUUUGUAAAUAAAUAUGGACAUGUUAAUGCAUCAUCUUCA